Molecule: messenger RNA, 1485 nt
Organism: Coniosporium apollinis CBS 100218
Lineage: Eukaryota; Fungi; Ascomycota; Dothideomycetes
Product: acyl-CoA dehydrogenase
Exons: 2
Coding region: 1-1485 (494 amino acids)
Molecular function (GO): acyl-CoA dehydrogenase activity; flavin adenine dinucleotide binding; heme binding
Source: RefSeq, a predicted model, not a curated record
AUGCCCCACGAAACCCUGACCCGCGACGCCGUAGCGCAACACAACACCGCUGACGACCUCUGGUGCAUCGUGGACCACAAAGUCUACGACCUGACCGACUUCGUGGAUGCGCACCCCGGCGGCUCCGUCGUGCUGACCCAAGUCGCGGGCCAAGAUGCCACGACCGCCUUCUACAACCUGCACCGGCAGGAGGUGCUGCAGAAAUACUCCUCGCUCUGCGUCGGCACCCUAGAAGGGGAAAAGGCCGAAGUGCUGGAGCAGAAGCCCGGAGAUCUCAGCGCCGUGCCUUACGCGGAGCCCCUGUGGCUGCGGCCGCAGUUCAGGAGCCCGUAUUACAAGGAGAGCCAUCGGCGGCUGCAGAAGGUGAUGCGCGAGUUCAAUGACAAGUAUAUUUACCCUGAGGCGCAGGAGAAGGAGAAGGAUGGCACGUUUAUCUCGCAGGAGCUGAUUGACCGCAUGGCGGAGACGAACAUACUGGCGAUGCGGUUGGGGCCGGGGGAACAUUUGUAUGGGCGAGAGAUUCUGGGGGGCGUGGUGGAUGGCAAGGAGUUCGACUAUUUCCAUGACUUGGUGGUGGCUCAGGAGCUGGUUAGGGCGAACGCGAGGGGGUUUCAGGAUGGGAAUAUGGCGGGUAUGACGAUUAGUUUGACGGCGGUGAGGCAGUGGCUGAAUGAUAGGGAGCUGAAGGAGAGGAUCACGCAGGAAUGCCUGAGCGGGAAGAAGAAGAUAUGUUUGGCGAUUACGGAGGCUUUUGCGGGUAGUGAUGUCGCGGGCAUACGGACAACGGCGGAAAAGACGCCGGACGGGAAACACUACAUCGUCAAUGGAACGAAGAAGUGGAUAACGAACGGAGUGUGGUGCGACUACUUCGUGACAGGAUGCAAGACGGAGAAGGGGUUCUCAGUCAUUCUCAUCGAGAGGAGUGAUGCAGUCGAGACGAAGCUGAUAAAGACGAGCUAUUCGACCGCGGCUGGCACGACGUACAUCCAGUUCGAGAACGCCAAGGUGCCUGUGAGCCACCUUAUGGGAGAGGAGGACAAGGGUUUCCAGGUCAUCAUGAGCAACUUCAACCAUGAGCGGUGGAUGAUGGCCUGCGCGGUAAUCCGGCAGUCGCGGUCAGUAGUCGAAGAGUGCCUCAAGUGGUCAAACCAGCGCAUCGUCUUCAAGCAAAAGCUGAUUGCUCAACCUACCAUCCGGCAAAAGCUCGCGAAGAUGAUAUCCCACGUUGAAGCCAACCAGGCCUGGUUGGAACAGAUCACGUACCAGAUGUGCUCGAUGAGCUACGCGCAGCAAGCCAAGCUGCUCAGCGGACCGAUCGGCUUGCUGAAGUCGUUCGCAACGCGCUCCGCACAUGAGAUUGCGGACGAGGCUGUCAAUAUCUUCGGUGGAAGGGGUUUGACUCAGGGUGGCAUGGGCAAGGUGGUGGAAAUGUUCCAUCGGACAUGUAAGAGCUUCUUCAUCCCUUUGAUUAUAUUGAAAAGCUGA